Fundulus heteroclitus (mummichog) is the source of this 2014-nucleotide messenger RNA. Its product is annotated as placenta-specific gene 8 protein. Lineage: Eukaryota; Metazoa; Chordata; Actinopteri; Cyprinodontiformes; Fundulidae. The record is from RefSeq and is a predicted model, not a curated record. The transcript is spliced from 4 exons. Bases 135 to 578 code for a protein of 147 amino acids.
CCACGCCUUACACAUCCACGGUUCUACCAACAUACCACCAAGUGAAAGCAGGACUUUGGACGGCUCAGAUUUGGACCACAGUGUUGGUUUUUCAGGGAGAGAGUUCGUAGUUUGUGUCUGACCUUUAACAUCUAAUGGAGAAUCAACCGCUGACAGACUGGGACAGUGGUCUCUGCGACUGCUUCGAGGAUGCAAGCACAUGCUGCUAUGGCUUCUGGUGCUCCAUAUGCCUCGCCGGCACAGUUUCAAGACGAUUUGGAGAGAGCAACCUUCUCCCCUUAUGUGAUACAUGUUGUUUUUGGGGGGGUGUUCCUCCUGCUGCCCUAUCCAUGAGAGCUGCCAUGCGGCAUAAAUAUAAAAUCAAGGGCUCCCUCUGUAACGACAUUGUUAUUUCCUGGUGCUGUCACGGCUUGUCCUGGUGUCAGAUGCAUCGUGAGUUGAAACAUCGCAAGAAGGACCCCGUCGUCAUCAAUGUGCAAGCUCAAACUGCCAUCCACAUGCAGCCUUCUCCGAUGAUGAUGUUACCCGCUCCUGGCCCUUAUGUGGGCCAGCCAAUGUUCAUCCCGGCUCCACAAUAAUAUAAUCUUUAAUUGGAUCUCAUCUUUGACACAGAAGGAGUUUGCAUAUUCCCCCCCGUGUCUGCGUAGGUUUCCUCCGGGCGCUCCAGUUUCCCUUUCCACUAAAAGACAUGCUGGUCAGAUCAGCCAUUAGUGGCGAAUCGCUCAGUCUUGGCGGCUCAGGCUAACCCUGCAUCUGAGCUACAAAAUAUUGUUGUAUGUACCUUGUAUGUAUAAUGACAAUUACAAUGACAAAUGAAACAAAUAAGACACUGAUCUUUUUGAAUCAUGCUUUCGAAAUGUCAACUUGUGUUAAACUACUCACAGUUUUGUAGGAAAAGAAACAGAUAAAAUCAUUUAAAGUGUAAGAUUGUGAUAUAGCCUUAAAGUUAUUGUUUAUUUUAUUCUUUAAUUUCUGGCAAUAAAGACUAUAUUCUGACAUGUUAAACCCAUUUGGCCCAAUAUUGGUCUGCUUCAAUUAUUUGCGACUUGUUGUUCCUGUUAAUGAGUCACAAGUUAGGCCCUCUCUACCCAGUUGCAACAAUUCCAUAAAGGGGGAAGAGAUACAGGCAAAACUGGGGAACCUGAAAUGGAAAGAAAAACACUAUUAUUACAAGUCAACUAAAGUUCUCAGACCAAUUCCAAAAGAUGACAUUGUGAGACUUCAGGAACAGACAAGAUACUGUUCUUCAGGAAGUGCGUCCAGGUUCCUAUGAAGUGAGAGCCGAAGAAGGUCAGAAUGAACCAUCAGAACCAGUUGAAAACUAAAGAGUCUUUCCUGGAGACAAGUAGUGAUCAUACAGAUAGAAGUGAUGCUGUAUCACCAGCAGGUCUUAUUUUAACUUUAAUUGACACGUGCAAACUACUUUAGUGUUACUUAUAAGAAGAAGAUCUGAGCGUCCAAUUAAAUUAAAUCUAAAUCAGAAUUCUGCAUAUUUCAGUCUUAAUGUUGUGGAAGAAAAUAAACAAGAGCUUUGUUAUAUAGAAAAGCAGACAAAAAAAUAUGUUUCUCUAAUUUUAUAAAGAUAAGCUGGUGAGAAUAGUCAUAAGCUGGUGAGUUCUUUUUUAAAGGGCUGUAAAUAUUGACGUUUACAAUAAUUUAGGUUAAUAAAUGAACGUAUUUAGUUUAAUGAAAGAGGUUUUCUUGAUAUAGUUAAACUGACUGUAAUGCCCAAUGUGACCAGCAGAGGUACCCAUAACCUCAGUGAUGUUGUUAAACCGGACUCGAUGAAGUAGAGGCGCUUCCCACAGGAAUGUUGUUGUUUUUUUAAAAUUAAACUUUUGAAUUUGCUUCCAUGAACAUUGCAGACAUAACAAUUGGAUGCCAGAGGUAUAAUUAAUAAGUACAAAGGGAGCAGUGAUCCCGUUUAAAAAAUUACAUAUAUGAGAAGACUAAAAAAAACCUAAUAUACAAAUUACAUAAAAAAAAUCACAUAAGCUUGUCAAGAACACAGAUC